AUGUACCCCAUCCAACCUGUCAACACCUCGGCUCACCCAAAGGCCCCCAAGUUGCGGAACGCCUCCGAGGCUUGCGUGCAGGCCCGCAAGUUACGGAAUGUCCCCGAGAUUCCGAGCAGUCCAAUGCACUGCAUCAACAAGGUGCUUCCCAAAGAAGCAGACUCAGAUGCAAAGGCUUUGUUGGAACCUGCUAGCCCCUGUGGAGCCGAUUUUUAUCAACUCGGCAAAACCGCCUGCCAGCCACUCAAAACUUACGCCUAUCAAAAUCUUUACGAUUGGAUCGCCAGGCUUUUCUCUCGUCCAGGAAUUGAAGCUUCAUUGGAAACCAUUGCCAAUCUCGCUAGCGAACCCUUCGAUCCCGCGUUCGAAGCAACUGACAUCCACCAUUUGAUGAUGUGGAAACAGUUCCUUGGGCCAGAUGGAUCCCAGUACACCAAGAACCCUGACAAACUUACCUUUGGUAUUUUCAUGGAUGGUAUUAAUCCAUACGGCAACAAGCAAUCCGGCAAGCACGCCAGCAUCACCUUCAUGGUCAUGCCGUCGCUCGAGCAGAUAAACUGGAUUUUACGACCGAUUGUAGAACAACUCAAGGUACUCUGGGACACAGGGCUUGUCCUUUCACAAACUCAUCUGAAACCUCAAGGACGCCGCAUCCGUGCCGCCAUCCUCCCGUUCUUUGCCAAUUUGCCAGCUCUUCGUUGUGCUCUUGGAUUUCCUGGUCCCACAUCGACUCGAAUGUGUUCUUACUGUCUCUUGACGAAGGACGAGAUUACAAACCUCAAGCCUGAAACCUGGCCACCCCGAAACCUGGCAGAUCACAAAGAAUGGGUGAUCAAAUCUUGA
This is a messenger RNA of Puccinia graminis f. sp. tritici CRL 75-36-700-3, 843 nucleotides long. RefSeq lists its product as uncharacterized. The coding region runs from base 1 to 843 and encodes 280 amino acids. The record is from RefSeq and is a predicted model, not a curated record. The transcript is spliced from 2 exons. NCBI's taxonomy places the organism in Eukaryota, Fungi, Basidiomycota, Pucciniomycetes, Pucciniales, Pucciniaceae.